UUCCCUCUUCCACAUCAUAAAUCACAAAGACACAAUUCAACUUAAGAGAUCAAUAUGGCCACCAUUACCAAGCCUCCUUCUAAUAUAUGUUUCCUCCUUCUGUUGCUUCUAGCACACUUCCAUUUGGGCCAAAGCCAAGUUGAGUUGAAUUACUACUCUAAAAGCUGCCCAAAAGCUGAAGAGAUAAUCAAGGAACAAGUCACACAACUAUACAACAAGCAUGGAAACACUGCCGUUUCGUGGGUCAGAAAUCUCUUCCACGAUUGCGUGGUUAAGUCAUGCGAUGCAUCACUACUGUUAGCGACGGUGAGCGAUGUAGUGUCGGAGCAGGCGUCGGAUAGAAGUUUUGGGAUGAGAAACUUCAAGUACGUAAACACCAUCAAAGCAGCGGUUGAGAAAGAAUGCCCCUUGACGGUUUCAUGCGCUGACAUUGUUGCUCUUUCUGCUAGAGAUGGCAUUGCCUUGUUGGGAGGACCAAGCAUUGAAAUGAAGACAGGGCGAAAGGAUAGCAAAGAAAGCUAUGCAACGGAGGUGGAAGCCUUGAUUCCAAACCACAAUGAUUCCAUGUCCUCAGUGCUGUCUCGUUUUCAAGCCAUUGGCAUUGACGUUGAAGCCACAGUCGCUCUUUUAGGAGCUCACUCGGUUGGAAGAGUUCACUGCAAGAACCUGGUGCACAGAUUAUACCCCACCGUGGAUUCAACACUAAACCCUGCACACGCUGAGUACCUAAAACGUCGCUGCCCAACACCCAAUCCCGAUCCAAAAGCUGUUCUGUAUUCUAGGAACGACCUUAAAACGCCAAUGAUCAUUGACAACAACUACUACAAGAACAUCUUGCAACACAAGGGUCUUCUAAUUGUGGAUGAAGAGCUUGCCACUGACCCAAUAACUGCACCUUAUGUCCAAAAGAUGGCCAACGACAAUGAUUAUUUCAACCAACAAUUCUCAAGGGCCAUUCUUUUGUUGUCAGAGACCAAUCCUUUAACAGGAGAUGAAGGUGAAAUCAGAAAGGAUUGUCGCUACCUCAAUGCCAAUUAAAUAUAUAACAUAAGGUUGCCCUUUGUGCAUGAUAAUAUGUAUAAUUAGCAUAGAUUAUAAUGCACGAGUGCGCCAAAAUAAACGGGUGGGACGUACUGGGCCUAGGUUACCAUAUUCAGUGCAAUACGCCAUUGGGCCUAGCCUUAUGUAUACGCUUAUGUUUGGGCUUUUACUUCCUGCACGCUCCCUAUUUGCGGGAAGUAAUUCCCUUCUGUUUGCUUUGUUCAUAGACAUGUCAUAUGUUACUACUACAGCUAACAAAGCCCAACAUCUUAAAGGUUUAUGGAAUUUGUGUUCUUCGUUGUCUA
Molecule: messenger RNA, 1346 nt
Organism: Glycine soja
Lineage: Eukaryota; Viridiplantae; Streptophyta; Magnoliopsida; Fabales; Fabaceae
Product: peroxidase 21-like
Exons: 5
Coding region: 55-1038 (327 amino acids)
Biological process (GO): response to oxidative stress; hydrogen peroxide catabolic process
Molecular function (GO): peroxidase activity; heme binding
Source: RefSeq, a predicted model, not a curated record